Oxyura jamaicensis (ruddy duck) is the source of this 2177-nucleotide messenger RNA. RefSeq lists its product as uncharacterized. The annotation marks the transcript as partial. NCBI's taxonomy places the organism in Eukaryota, Metazoa, Chordata, Aves, Anseriformes, Anatidae. Gene Ontology annotation, molecular function: GTPase activity; GTP binding. The transcript has 7 exons. The record is from RefSeq and is a predicted model, not a curated record.
UUCCACCCGCUGCCCCCCCGCGGAGCCAACGGCGGGCCGCCUUUCAUCCUGCGCGCCAGGCGCGGCCAAUAGGAAGCGGCCAGCCUCGCUCCCGCCCUUUUAUGGCUCGGGGACGCGCGGGAGGGGCGGGGCCUCCUGGAUGGGGCGGGGCCUCCUGGAGGGGGCGGGGCGAGCCGCGAGGGGGGAGGGACCUCGCUCCCGGCGUGCACCGCGCGGGCGGGGAAAUGAAACCGAAACCGAAAUCCCGGGGCCGGGGCCGGGGCCGAGGGCGGAGCCAGAGCCGGAGCCGCCGCAGGGACCGGGACCGGGACCGCCAUGGCCACCCCGCCGCGGGUCCCGCUGCUGCUGGCGGUGCCGGGGGGGCCGCGGGGGGGGCCGCGGCUCUUACCCCAGGCCCUGGCCGCCCUGCGCGGGGCUCCGGCGCCCGUCCAUGUCGUGGCCGCGUUCGGGCCGAGGGGCAGCGGGACGUCCUUCCUGCUGGACCAGCUGGCGGGGCCGGGCAAGGCGUUCCCCGGCAGCCCCGGGCUGUGGCUGCGCUGCUGCCCCCACCCCACGCGGCCGGGCCAUGCGCUGCUGCUGCUGGACGCCGGCGGCUUCCCCGCGCCGGGGGACGAGGACGAGGAUGAGGAGGACCCCUGGUUCCUGCAGCUCCUGGUGCUGCAGCUGCUGCUCGCCAGCGUCUUCGUCUACAGCAGCGGCGCCGCGGCCGAGCCGCGGGAGGAGCUGGAGCGCCUGAUCUACGUCCGGGCGCUGCCGCGCCGCCUGCGGCUGCUGGCGGAGGAGGAGGAGGAGGAGGAGGAGGAGGAAGGCGCGCUGCUGCGCACCGUGCUGCCGCCCUUCGUCUGGAGCCUGCGCGGCGCCGCCGUGGCGCCCGAGGACGAGGCCGUGCUGGAGGCCGAAGGCCACGAGCUGCGGGCGGCGCUGGGCACCCCCCCAGGCCCGGAGGCGCCGGUGACGCGCGGCGUCCUGGCGCUGUUCCCCGAGCAGAAGCUGUUCCGCCUGGAGGCCGGCGGCGCCGGGGGGCUGCCGCAGCUCUGCGCCCACCUCCUCGGCUGCGGCCCCAAGACGGGGCUGAGCGGGGACCCCGUCGGCGGCGCCUACCUGGCGGCGCUGGCGGAGCGGGCGGCGGAGGCGCUGCGCGGGGCCGAGCCGCUGCGGGUGGCGCGGCUGUGCCGGGACGCCGAGGGGGCGGCACUGCAGGUACCGGGCGCGGGGGACGUGGGGGGGGGUCCUGGGGAAGGGGGGGCGGCCCCCGGCCCAGCACCGCGCCCGUGGCGGGGGGGGGGCGAGGCGGUGGCCAGGCUGUGGCACGGGGAAGGGGUCACGCAGCCGGGUGCUGCCGACGCGCGGUGGAGCGGGGACGACGCCAACAAGGACAUCGACGUGCAGCACGGUGACACCGCCGCCCAACAGGAUGUCACCGCAUGGCUCGGUGACACUGUGAGGGAAGGGGACAUCAACGUGUGGCAUGGUGACACCGCGAUCCAACAGGACGUCAGUGCGUGGUUCAGUGACACCGUGACAGAAGGGGACAUCGACGUGUGGCAUGGUGACACCGCCACCCAACAGGACGUCAGCGCGUGGUUCAGUGACACUGUGAGGGAAGGGGACAUCGCCAACGCGUGGCUCGGUGACACCGCUGCCCAACAGGACGUCAACCAGAGCAAUGGUGACACCGCCGCCCAAGAGGACGUCAACACAUGGUUCAGUGACACCGUGACAGAAGGGGACAUCAACGCGUGGCAUGGUGACACCGCCACCCAACAGGACGUCAACGCGUGGCUCGGUGACACCGUGACGGAAGGGGACAUCGCCAACGCGUGGCUCGGUGACACCACCCCACCACACGACGCCGUCGCCUGUCUCGAUGGCGCCGUUCCCUGGAAGGACGCCGCCGGCCCGGCAGCGGGGGACACGCCGGAGGCGGCGCCGCGGCACCGGGGGGGCACGAUGGAGGCCCCCCUGUGCCUGGUGCAGAACGGGCCCGACGGGGCGCUGAGCCUCCACCCCCCGGCGCUGGAGGUGCUGCGCGGCAUCGGGCAGCCCGUGGUGGUGGUGGCCAUCGCGGGGCCCUACCGCAUGGGCAAGUCCUUCCUCAUGAACCGGCUGGCGCGGCGGCGCACCGGGUUCCCCCUGGGCCACACGGUGCAGGCGCAGACCAAGGGCAUCUGGAUGUG